UCCACCAUGCAGACUAAAGGAAAAACUAGGAAAGCUCCAUGCUGACGUGUGGAAGACACCUUGUAGUUUCUCGCCACUCUACUGACUAACCAUAUUCUCUCUCUCUCUCUCUCUCUCGAUUAUCCUCUGUUUCUCUUGUCGAGAAUCAGGAUUCUUCUUGUUUGACAAUUGGAGGAGCGAUGUCCAAAUCCUUUUGGGGCAGUCAAGAGCAACAGUCUCAGCCACGCCCUCAGGAGGCCAGUGCACAGGCAUGGUAUCCUCCUUCUGUAGUUAGUUCUCCAAGUUCAACCCUUCCUUCUACACCUAGUAGUAGUUCUUCUGGUUUCAAUAUACGACCAUCAGAAUGGCCACACCCUCCAUCACAUGGACAACUUUCACCUGCUGAAGCUGCAUGCAUAAUUAAUUUGUUGAAGGACAAAAGUGUUGAUGAACUUCGAAAGCUUUUGUCUGACAAAGAUGCAUAUAAUCAGUUCCUGCUCUCACUUGAUCAAGUGAGAACACAGAAAAAAGUACGUGAUGAACUUCAGAAGGAGACUUUACAGCUUGCAAGGGAUAACUUGGAGAAAGAACCACAAAUUUCGGAGCUCAGGAACCAGUGCAGAAUUAUCCGGACAACAGAGCUGGCUGCUGCACAGGAGAAACUAAGUGACCUUGAAGGACAGGAGGAGGAAACACUGAAGUUCUUUUCUCCUGCUAGCUUGCUCCAAAAGCUUCAAGAAGCAAUGAGUAAGGCGGAAGCAGAAUCUGAAGUUCUCCGCAGGCAACUUCUGCAUGGGGAGAUCGGCCUUGGGGAUUUUAUAAGAAAUUAUAAGAAUCUCCGCACAACUUACCACAGACGGGCGCUCACCCAUAUAGCGGCCAGGACGUCCUAUGGAUGAGUCCAAAAAUGAUGUUCAAAUACAUAAAAGAAGUGAAGUUCGUUUCUGUAGUGUCUCAAGUCGGAUGGUUUGCUUGCCAUUGGGAACCAUUGUGUAUAGUUUCUUUGCUUCUCAUGUUGUGUCGUUUUUCUUCUCAACUCUUACCCUUGUGCCCGUUUAGACUCAAAAAGUACAUAAACCUGAGUAUGGCUUAGGAGUUUGGGAAACCUAGGAAAGUAGGGGAAAGAAAAGGAACUUAUCAGUUAUCAUACAUGUGACACAUUUGAAAGGUAGUAUUACUUGUAAUAAGAAACAGAUGUAUAGAAAAAUGUACCAUGUUCUUCAAAUAAAGAUUUGAUAACUGUUUGAAUUGUUGUUCA
Nelumbo nucifera (sacred lotus) is the source of this 1237-nucleotide messenger RNA. RefSeq names its product vacuolar protein-sorting-associated protein 37 homolog 1. Gene Ontology annotation, cellular component: ESCRT I complex. Lineage: Eukaryota; Viridiplantae; Streptophyta; Magnoliopsida; Proteales; Nelumbonaceae. The record is from RefSeq and is a predicted model, not a curated record. Gene Ontology annotation, biological process: protein targeting to membrane; ubiquitin-dependent protein catabolic process via the multivesicular body sorting pathway; protein targeting to vacuole.